Microthlaspi erraticum is the source of this 1911-nucleotide messenger RNA. The record is from the annotation of a GenBank genome assembly. Lineage: Eukaryota; Viridiplantae; Streptophyta; Magnoliopsida; Brassicales; Brassicaceae.
AUGGUAAUGGUGGACAAGGCAGACGUGUACCCACGUUGGGACAAGGAAAUAGAUGACGAGAAGGUGGACAACAUCAUCAAGGCCUUGCUUGGGGAAUUUGGUGGAGGAUGGGUGUGGAAACCAGCUGACUGGGUUAGAGAAGGGAUAUCGGUGGUUAAGAAGGUGAAGUCCGAGAAGUCUGUGAAGUCAGAGAAGUCUCAUGGCAAGAGGAGUCUCUCUGAUGAGGCUGAUGAUGAUGAAGCGAUAAGUGUCAAAAGAGCUCGGACCUCAGAUGGUUCACCUGCGGAGGCCUCUGGUGCUGGCUGGAAAGGUCUUGAGGCGAAGAUUGAGGAGCUUUUUAAAGACUUCACCAAAAAACACUUCGAGGAGAUGAGUAAGACCCAGGAAAAGAUUCAGGUCCUCACCGCUCAAGUCGCUGUGGUAGGGAGGAUUGUCAAGAAGCUUUCGCAUCCUCAGGCUCAGGAUUCUGUGAAGUCCAGUGAGGAUACUGCGAAGUCCAAUGAGGAUUCUGCGAAGGCCAAUGAAGAGCUGGAGAAGAAGAAUGAGGAGCUGGAGAAGAAGAAUGAGGAGAAGUCCGAUGAGGAGCCGGAUAAGUCCGAUGCCGGUGAAGGGAAGACGGCUCCGCCUGGUGGAACGGAAGAUACGGAUUGCACUUGGCUCCGGACACAUAUUCCAACUGAUUCUGAGGAAGCCGAAGAGAAAAGGCAACAGGAAGAGCAGAUCAAGGCGGCUAAUGUUAUGGCAAGAGGGAAAAGUGAGAGAGUAAGGAAGCUGGCGUUUACUCAGAAAGGUGAGUUCCAAGGAAACAGCACCGCUAGAAGGAUCAUCCUAAACAACCCCCCGGAGAUACCCAAUUCCCCACCGAAAUCACUUAAGAUCAUCUCUAAACCGAGGAAAGCAGCUAUUACGAAGAAAGCAGCUAAUCCGAAGAAAGCAGAUCCGAAGAAAUCACCUCCUCCGAAGAAAGCAGCUAAUCCGAAGAAAGCACCUGAACCUAAGAAAGCACCUGAACCUAAGAAAGCAACCGGUGGCAAUGAACCUCUAGGGUAUAAUCCAUUUGCUCGACCUCUCGAGGAAAGGAUAACACCAAUGCGGGCAUUCGUCUCCGGAUUACCGGGUUAUUCUGCAGCUACAGAGCCGGAGCCGGACAAGUUCGAUUACCCGGAAUGGCACUGGUGGUUUACUUUACUCACGGGGUUUCAAUGGCUAUCGGAUAGCCAUAUGAAGUCCUGGGCCACCAUGAUGACUCACCGCCUAGCAACGCGACCAGAGUUGUUUAAAAAUGAUAGGAUCUGCUUCCUUAACAGCCAUAUCACUCAAUUUUGGGAAAGGGACUGGCCCAGGUUUCAGAGAUGUCAAAUGCUGCCUCCUAAUUCGCUGGACUGGUACUUUGGUAAUCUCCCGAAAAGCCAGCCCAGCAAUAAGCGAUGGGGUUAUGAUGUUGAUGAUUUAUUCAUUCCAUUGAAUAUCAAGAAUAAGCAUUGGGUCGCGCUGCAUGUCUCCAUACCCAAAAGGCACAUUACCAUCUACGACAGUAUGGUGGACUGGCUCGAUGAUGCGGAAAUGGACUUGUUGGUGGAACCCUAUGCGGUGAUGAUGCCGAAUCUUAUGCACUCCGCGGCUCAGGCUGAGGACAAAUGCGUCUACUUCGAUGCGAAGUACACGCACAGCCGUCCGAGUAAGGAUGUGCCGCAGCAAGUGGGGGCUGGAGAUUGUGGCGUGUUUGUCCUCAAGUUCAUCGAGUGCCUGGCAGUCGGAUAUGCCGCAUUUCCGAAGACGUUGUGUCAGAAAAACAUCACCAUGUUUAGGGAGCAGAUUGCGUCUGAUAUGUACCAUGAGAUCAACUGCCGUGGACCGGUCGAGGACCCAGAUGAUUGGGACAAUGUCGAUUUGUAUGACGAGAGAUUAUGA